Messenger RNA from Debaryomyces hansenii CBS767, 357 nucleotides. RefSeq names its product Sen15p (gene SEN15). Gene Ontology annotation, molecular function: nucleic acid binding. Bases 1 to 357 code for a protein of 118 amino acids. The record is from RefSeq and is a predicted model, not a curated record. Gene Ontology annotation, biological process: tRNA splicing, via endonucleolytic cleavage and ligation; tRNA-type intron splice site recognition and cleavage. NCBI's taxonomy places the organism in Eukaryota, Fungi, Ascomycota, Pichiomycetes, Serinales, Debaryomycetaceae. The transcript has a single exon. Gene Ontology annotation, cellular component: tRNA-intron endonuclease complex.
AUGUCAUUAGCAGAACAGGUGGAGACCAACUUGGUCCAUCAUAAUCUUUGGAGCAAUGUGGAAAGUCACGAAAUAUUGAACUACAAUGAUAAUAAGAUGACCAUACUAAGAGGAAACCCACCUGCUAAACUAGAGGCAUGUGAUGCAGAUAACAGCACAGAAUGGGUGGUACCAAAGCUGAUGGGCUUGAAAAAUGAUAUGAAAAUUACGGAAAUAGACAAUUGGUUUGUUCAGAUAUCUCAACUUUCGGUUCCAAGAAUACGACCUCAGAGAAUUACAAUUGGCUUAGUGAAUGAUGAUGCUACAGUAGUGUAUUAUUUUAUACAUGAUGGCAUUGUGAAGCCUCGUCAAAAUUAA